AUGAAACGACCAAUUAGUCAACAUAUUCAAUCUUGCUUACUUUGUCAACAACAUAAUAUUAAUCGUUCCAAAAAACCUGGACGACUUCAACCGAUCUCAACAUCAGAAGGACUAUUUCAAAUGAUUGGUAUAGAUUAUUGUGGUCCAUUUAAACAAACCCCUAGUGAUCGUGAGCAUAAUAAUUGGGAUGAAUAUUUAUUACCCAUUAUAUUCGCUUAUAAUACGGGAAUACAUGCAACGACUCAAUAUUCACCGUAUCAAUUACAAUUCGGACGUGAACCACGUUUACCUACUGAUGAACCCUCAACAUCGUUCAUAUUUAAUAAACCUAUUGGUUAUUAUGAUCAACUUAAAAAAAGUUCACUGAUAAUCCAAAGACAAGCACAUGGACAUAUCAUUUAUCGUCAACGAUAA
This is a messenger RNA of Rotaria socialis, 414 nucleotides long. The record is from the annotation of a GenBank genome assembly. NCBI's taxonomy places the organism in Eukaryota, Metazoa, Rotifera, Eurotatoria, Philodinida, Philodinidae.